GAAAUCCAAUAGUAAGUUCUACUUUGAAUAGCCAUGAACUCAACUAGGCUGCAAUUGUUUCUUUUCCUCCAAAUGACAUUGUUCUUCACAACAAUGUCAAUAGCCGAAGCAGCCCCAGCAAACUCGAAGCUCUUCAGGGAAUACAUAGGAGCCGAGGGCGUCGGUGUCACAUUCUCUGAUGUACCAAUUGAUUCCCGAGUCGAGUUUCACUUCAUCCUUUCCUUUGCUAUUGACUACACAACAUCUUCCCGUCCUAAACCCACCAAUGGCAACUUCAAUGUGUUCUGGGACACAGAGAAUCUCAGCCCUUCUCAUGUUUCCGCCAUUAAGGCCAGUCAUCGAAAUGUUAAAGUAGCUCUGAGUCUUGGAGGAGAUACCGUAGCUGGUAAACCUGCUAACUUCACUCCUACAUCAAUCAAUUCUUGGGUCAGAAAUGCUAUCGCUUCGAUAGUUCAGAUAACGAAAGAAUACAAGUUGGAUGGAAUCGAUAUAGACUAUGAACACUUCAACACGGAUCCCAACACGUUUGCUGAAUGCAUUGGGCGACUAUUCUUCUACCUUAAACAAAAUAAGGUUGUGUCCUUCACAUCAAUAGCACCAUAUGACGAUGAUUCUGUGCAACCAUAUUACUUGGCAUUGUGGAGGAAGUAUGGGAAUCUCAUUGACUAUGUUAACUUUCAGUUCUAUGCCUAUGAGAAGGGCACAUCUAUUACUCAGUUCAUGAAAUAUUUUGGGACUCAGAGCUCAAAUUACAAAGGUGGCAAGGUUCUAGUGAGCUUUGGAACGGACAACAGUGGGGGUUUGUCUCCUGAAAAUGGGUUCUUUGAGGCUUGUGCUAGGCUUAAAAAUCAGGGCAAGCUUCAUGGCAUUUUUAUUUGGUCUGCAGACGACUCCAAGAAGGCUCACUUUCGUUAUGAGAAGCAAUCACAAAGCCUUCUUGCUACCUAA
Messenger RNA from Rosa chinensis, 948 nucleotides. RefSeq names its product chitinase 2. The coding region runs from base 34 to 948 and encodes 304 amino acids. The record is from RefSeq and is a predicted model, not a curated record. Gene Ontology annotation, biological process: carbohydrate metabolic process. The transcript has a single exon. NCBI's taxonomy places the organism in Eukaryota, Viridiplantae, Streptophyta, Magnoliopsida, Rosales, Rosaceae. Gene Ontology annotation, molecular function: hydrolase activity, hydrolyzing O-glycosyl compounds.